GAUGAUACCCGAUCAAACACUUGCAACAAAACUGGUUAAAGGAAAAAAAAAGAUUAAAGACAAAAUAACCGUUCUCCUUUAUAUGAAUACAACUGGCACAGAUAAACUCAAACUAUUAGUUAUUGGAAAAUCAACAAAUCCAUAUUGUUUCAAAGGUAUUCGGAGAGAAAAUCUUGAUGUCAAAUAUGAUUCUAGUAAAAAAGCAUGGAUGACAGAGGCCAUUUUUGAACGUUGGAUAAAAUCUCUAAAUAAUGCUUGCAGACUAAAUCGAAAAAAAAUUCUCUUAUUAGUUGAUGGUGCCACAUCUCAUUCCAAUUGUGAACUUACUAAUGUCAAACUUCAUUUUUUACCGCCCAAUACAACACCUUACUUACAACCAUAUGCUAUUAAUUGUGGACAAGAAAUACCUAAAAUUAAUCUCUUAAGUACAAUCAG
This is a messenger RNA of Scutellospora calospora, 435 nucleotides long. NCBI's taxonomy places the organism in Eukaryota, Fungi, Glomeromycota, Glomeromycetes, Diversisporales, Gigasporaceae. The record is from the annotation of a GenBank genome assembly.